CGGAAUUCCAAAUAUGGAAUUGGGCUCCAAAUUCGCCUCUGUAACUGCAAGCCUCGAUGAGCUUCAUUUGACUGGACCAAUAUUUGUUUAUCUUUUUACUCUUUACACCCGUUUUGGCAGGAAAAAAUUCUGUUCCUGCUCUCCGUGUGAAAUUAUUACAUCAGUUUUGACAUUAUAAAUAACAACAUCUGAUAAAUUACUGGUCACCACGAACACCGGCCACAGUUCUGAAGAUGUUUGUAGCUCGCAGCCCAACACAUGUUGACAAGAGAGGCGCUGGCACCGUUCCUAAAAAACGAGGAAGCGCGUCUGAUGGCGGAGAGCGGCGGGGUGAGGAGGAGCCCGUUCCAGUACGUUCUGUGUGCAGCCACGUCUCCGGCCGUGAAACAGACCGAAGAGACCCUCACUUACCUCAACCAAGGUCAGUCCUAUGAAAUCCGUAUGCUUAACAGAAAACUAGUGGAGUAUUCAGACAUAAGCACCAAAUAUGUGAAGAGCAUAGUGCGGGUGGUGUUUCAUGACCGCAGGCUGCAGUACAUGGAGCACCAGCAGCUGGAGGGCUGGAGGUGGAGCCGACCCGGGGACCGCAUCCUCGAUAUCGACAUCCCUCUCUCAGUGGGCGUACUAGAGCCACGUUCACACCCGCUCCACCUCAACACCAUCGAAUUCCUGUGGGACCCUGCCAAGAACGCCUCCGUCUUCAUCCAGGUGAACUGCAUCAGCACAGAGUUCACUCCCAGGAAACACGGAGGUGAAAAAGGCGUUCCGUUCAGGAUCCAGGUGGACACUUUCACCACCAACGAGCAGGGAGAGUAUAUGGAGCACGUGCAGUCGGCCAGCUGCCAGAUCAAAGUGUUUAAGCCUAAAGGAGCAGAUCGUAAACUGAAAACAGAUCGGGAAAAGAUCCACAAAAAGGAGCCCCAAGACCGGGAGAAGUACCAGCUCUCACACGAGACCACCGUACUCAAAGAGUGUUCUCCGUGGCCUGACGCUGUGAACCUCCCAAACCACAGCAGCAGCAACGGCGGCGGCAGCAACAGUCUCCCUCUGUCUCCAGGUUACCACAGCCCCCCCGCCCCCUGCUCCUUCACUGAACGCAGCUGUUCCCCAGACCAGCCCGCGGAGCUGCUCGUAGCCGGCUGCACGGAUCACCUUCUGGCCACGUCCUCCCCACAGGACACACAGCAAUGGCUCCUCCAACACAGGUUCACGCCUUUCUCAAAGCUCUUCUCCAGCUUCUCAGGAGCUGACCUGCUGAGGAUGAGCAGAGAAGAUCUGAUCCAGAUCUGUGGCCCGGCCGACGGCAUCCGCCUCUUCAACACUAUGAAAGGAAGGACGAUACAGCCACGGCUCACCAUCUACGUGAGUCAGCAGCAGAGCAGGACCCCCGCCUCGCUCAAAGCUGUGGGAGGAGACAUCUACCACGCUCUGUAUUUGGAGGACCUCACAUUGUUGGAUUUGACUGAUAAACUGGCCAUGCUGUUUAACACUUUACCCCAGAGAAUCAUACACGUGUACAGACAGAAGCCAGCGGGGAUUCACGUACUAGUCACUGAUGAGAUGGUGCAAAACUUUACAGAGGAAACAAGCUUCAUCAUCAGCACAAUAAGAGAUGAAAACACAGAUGGAUUCCACAUUGUUUUAAAAUGAACCCCAACUAUUGUACAGCCUGUAAAUAUACUUUUUAUGUUAUAUUUUCUGUUUUUGGACGGCUUUAGUUUUACUUAGCCUACUCAUUUUUGCUUUUGGUUCCAAUAUUGAAGCUUCAAGACCAGCUGAAGCAAAAGCAGAAGUCUAAAAAUGUUAUUUGUACAUUUACCACAAUGUUGUAAAAACUACGCCUACUUCUGUACAGGCAUAAACUGUAAUAUAUGAAAAUGAAAAUUCUGUAAUAUUUAAAUUGAAAGACCAGACUGAUAAUUUUGGUUUUGUCGUGUGUGUGGAUUGUUUUGUAAAUAAAUAAAACACUGUAAUAGUACGUUUACA
Molecule: messenger RNA, 1986 nt
Organism: Boleophthalmus pectinirostris (great blue-spotted mudskipper)
Lineage: Eukaryota; Metazoa; Chordata; Actinopteri; Gobiiformes; Gobiidae
Gene: tfcp2l1
Product: transcription factor CP2-like 1
Exons: 16
Coding region: 259-1650 (463 amino acids)
Biological process (GO): regulation of transcription by RNA polymerase II
Cellular component (GO): nucleus
Molecular function (GO): RNA polymerase II cis-regulatory region sequence-specific DNA binding; DNA-binding transcription activator activity, RNA polymerase II-specific
Source: RefSeq, a predicted model, not a curated record